CUAAAUAAAAUUUGGGUAUUUGAAAAGAGUAGUGUGGUAAUUAUGGCGGAUGCUACAGUACAACAAAAGGAAAGGAGUCCCCCACCACAGACUGCUGGCUGGCUGGCUUGGUAUUGGUGAAAGCCUAGCGAAGCUAGCUUGCUACAGUACCAUGCAUAUUACCCUUUUUUAAUUUAUUUUUAUUUCUUUCUAUUUUCUAUUGCGGGAAAAAAAUGCAAAGCCUGCCUGUCUUCUUCCCAUCCAGGCCCAUCAUUAAAAAAGCCCAGUGGCCUACGGGUAGCUAUCAGUAGCCUACGAGACUGCUUUGGAAGGGAGCUAAAUAGAAGGGUAGGGCUAGAGGUACAGAAAGGCGACUUUACUUUUGUGUGUGUUUCUUUUGUGGUAUGCAAGCAUUGAGUAGGGUAAAGGGUUAGGCUACAUUUUCCGACCUCCUACACAUUCAUUCAUUCUCUAUAUAUUUUUCUUUUGGGGUUUAUAAAUUGCAUGGUUGGUCACUGAAACGUUACAGAUAACGUUCAGGUUUGGUCGCUCGAAAUAUCUAAAUUCAUUUGUGGUACUUUAGUUUGUUGAAAUCGUUCGCGUUUGGUCACACUCUCCGUUCUGUGACUAUGUACACUUUAAUGUAUUCUUUAUACCACUCUCCUUUCUUCCUGUUGCCAAAUAAAUGACCGUUAUUGGACCGUUCUGUGACUAUGUACACUCUAAUGUGCUAACUAACACGCACAUACUGAGCGUACUUAUUGAAGUUUCACUCAAUAUUUAUGGUUUGUUGGAGUGGUAUAAGAUACAUAAUAACCUUCUCUUAUCAAUUCGAGUUAUUAACAUGACAUCAGAGCUUGUUUGGCGAAGUGGUUGUGUGUGUUUGAAUUUUCGCGACCCCCAAGCUUAACAGCUAAUUAAAGCACAAGGUAUGGUGCGAAUGUGCAUAUAUACCUCAAGCCCGUGAGUUGACUUUCGUUUGAGCGAGCACAUAAGAGAGUGAUCAUUAACACGACACAUCUUAACUCCCUAUUUGUGUAAAUCCGUUUUGUAACAUUUUAUUUAUGGUUUUUUUUUUAUUUUAAUAGUAUUUUUUGCCUCCCACCCCACUUAGCGUUUCCCUAGCUUAGGCCUGCGAUGGCAGUUGCCUUGGUGGAAGAUGAAAAUCGCCCAACUAGGAAACGACCAGUUAAACGGGAAUCGACAACACCCGAUUUGAAUAAUAGUGGUUUGAUUCCUGGAGGUAAUUCUUCUCCCUCUGCCGCAGAAUUUACAUUUUAUGAUAGAACGAAAGAGAGAAAACACUUUAUAAAUAAAAAAUAGUGAUAAUUGAAUAUGUAAUUAAGUCUAACUGAUUGAAACGUCGACUCUUACUAGUUGAAGAAAAUUCAAAAUAUGAAAAAUGCCAAUAAAUAUUAAAUACUGUAAGAAAUUGAGGUAAAGUGUGAAAAAACGUGACAAGACGGAUCCAUACCCAACCCCAUAUCGAAAAAUACCUGUCCAAUCACGAUCGAUCAGAUUGAAUAAUACCCGCGCGCGACAGUUUGAACAGUUCAAAAUUGCCAUCGCUACAUUCAACGUCCGCAUUUGCUUUGUUCUUCUUGACUAUAUAGAACUAAACCGGCCAUUUGUCUUUGCGGUUUCUAUGUUCUGCGACAACUGCCGCCUGCCGGCUAUUCCACCGCCGAAAGCACUCCUUCAAUCGCCGGCCGCCAAUUCAAGCUCACAAACCUCACUAUAAAGUCCAAGCUCAAUUCCCCCUCAAUCACCAGAAAACGAAAUCCAAACAAAAAUAUUGAGCAAAAAAAAAAAAAAAAAAUGAAGCCGGCGGCAGCUUUCCUUCCGGCACUCAUCCUCCUCUCCACACUCGCCUCCGCCGCAUCCCCUCCCCCGCCGGUCCUCGACGCCCGCGGCCACCCCGUCCACUCCGGCACCCUCUACAACAUCCUCCCUGCCGCCGCCGACGCCGCCCACCACGGCGGCGGCCUGACCCUCGACGUCAUCGCCAACCACAGCUACGCCGCCUGCAAGCUCGGAGUGUUCCAGGACGGGAACCCCUCGUCCCCGGGCCUUCCCGUCAAAAUCUUCCUCGCCGGCGGCGAGGAAGUGCGCGGUCCCUCCUCCGUCCCGACCGCCACGGAGGUCAACAUUCAGUUCGCGGCCUCGUCGACCUGCGCCCGGUCCACGGUGUGGAAGAUCGGCCGGUUCGACCGGGACGCGAAGACGUGGUUCGUGGUGGAUGGCGGCGAGAGGGCGAGCACUCCCGACCUCCGGUCGCCGGCGCAGAGUCUGUUCAAGAUUGUGAAGGUGGCGGUGGUGGGGGAGGGGAAGAAUCAUCAGGUUUUGUUCAAGAUCGUUUUCUGCCCGUCGGCGGCGUGUAAGGACGUGGGGAUUUUUGUGGAUGGGAAGACUGGGUACCGCAGGCUGGCGCUUGUUGACCAUGGGCCUUUGCUGGUCCAAUUUAAGAAGGCCUGAGUGUCAUCAUUGUGGGUCUAAAGCCCAUUUAUAACUGGAUUGAGUUAUAGACGGGACUGGACUCUUCCGGCCGGGAUUAAGAAGGCUUUUUUUUUUACUGGUUUGGAGUGCGCCUUUAUUGACUUGUUGCGUUUGGUUAAGAGACUUUCCUUUUUUUUCCCCCUUUCAUCGCGAGUGUUUGUUUUGGUUAUGGCAUUAAUUAAUAUUAUUAAUAUGAAUUUAUUAUAAUGAAUAUAUAAUCAGUGAGAAUUAUGUCUAGAAGGUAAAUAGAUUGAAUUUCUGGAU
This is a messenger RNA of Linum trigynum, 2739 nucleotides long. Lineage: Eukaryota; Viridiplantae; Streptophyta; Magnoliopsida; Malpighiales; Linaceae. The record is from the annotation of a GenBank genome assembly.